AUGUUGAAAAGAACCGUGUCGAAGAGGUCAGGAAACAACACAGACUUCUCCACCAAGCAGAAGCAGCAGGAAAGACUCACGGAGGACCAUCAGAUGUUCCACAAGUUCCAGUUUUAUGUGAUCAAAGCUGGAGAAGAGCUCGGAAGCUUCAAAGAUACAGCCACAAAGCAGAAGCUGAUGAAUAAAACUCUUGAAGAUUGUUUGAAACUUGAAGUAGAAAAUGGACCACUGAGUGUUUUGGACACAACAAUUGACAUUCACAUUAAAGAGUUUUGA
Molecule: messenger RNA, 276 nt
Organism: Rangifer tarandus platyrhynchus (Svalbard reindeer)
Lineage: Eukaryota; Metazoa; Chordata; Mammalia; Artiodactyla; Cervidae
Source: the annotation of a GenBank genome assembly